AUGAACGAAGAUUCGCUUAUUAUUGCUAUGGGGGUUUGUGAGGGAGAUGGAAUCGAGGAAUAUGAGCAGAUGCUGCACGGGCUGGCGAAGCGCUAUCAGGACUCUGCUGCUCAUCUUGGGGUAGCUCUUGAUGAUGUACUCCCUCUCUACGUCUAUGUGGACAAAGAUUGCUGUAACGGAUAUCUACCAUCGAGCAAAGACGGUUCACCUCGUCAUCAUGUGGUCACUGAUCCGCUCGGUCCCAAUACUCCACCUACUCGCACAGAACAAGCAUGGCAGAAGAUCAGCCCUAAUAUUAAGCUCCGUCUGGAUGCUUUUCAUUUUAUGCGGAGGUUCGAGUUGGGCAUCACCCAUGUCCAGCAUGUGCUGUACCCGAAGUUCGCAUCGGACCUCCGAUACGCUAUGUUCUGCAGACAUGAGGGUGAUUGGCGACGUUUAGUUGAUGCAGCUUCACGCCACUUCAAAAAACAAGGCCUCUCCCGUCAGCAGGCUAUCCAGCGAGUAACCAAGGAGGAUGUACAGAAGUACUGUCGACGGCGUAUUCCUCUCGGGGAUGAGCUUUUUCGACGAGUCCGAGAAGUUAUCGAACGAUACGACAAUAAGGAGAUCGAUG
Messenger RNA from Perkinsus marinus ATCC 50983, 613 nucleotides. RefSeq lists its product as hypothetical. The record is from RefSeq and is a predicted model, not a curated record. The transcript has a single exon. The annotation marks the transcript as partial. NCBI's taxonomy places the organism in Eukaryota, Perkinsozoa, Perkinsida, Perkinsidae.